Messenger RNA from Cuscuta campestris, 1511 nucleotides. The record is from the annotation of a GenBank genome assembly. NCBI's taxonomy places the organism in Eukaryota, Viridiplantae, Streptophyta, Magnoliopsida, Solanales, Convolvulaceae.
AGUAAUAUUCAACAAAACAAAAAAAAUUGGAAACUUUCUAUUGAUAGCAAAAUAUCAUGAAUAGGGAAAACCGGGAAACUUUCUAGUUUCUAUACGCUCCUUCAUUCAUCUCCAUCGUCUUCAUCACUAUGGAAAGGGACGCCGCCACCUCACCGGAGUUAGCUCUAUCGGACACCGAUAUCUGUUGGGACAGGCUAGACAAAGGAAGUUUUCACAUCACGGGAGCUAUUCUGUUCACCGCUCAGUCAGCUCUGAUACAUCCAACAGCGGUUGUUAAGACAAGGAUGCAAGUGGCUGACUCUGCUGGAGUGUUCUCAUCGCGUACGACAGGACUGUCUGUCUUCAAACAUAUUCUUAGGAAUGAUGGUGUCCGUGGCAUAUUCAGAGGCUUUGGCACAUCGGCAAUUGGGUCGUUGCCUGGCCGAGUGCUGGCGUUGACCUCACUUGAGGUAUCAAAAGACAUGAUGCUCAAACACACACAAGGUCUAGAUAUGCCGGAAGCAACUCGUGUUGGCAUGUCAAAUGCAGUUGCUGGCAUGGUGUCCAACCUAAUUUCAUGUGUAUACUUUGUGCCUCUCGAUGUGAUUUGCCAAAGACUGAUGGUUCAAGGGCUUCCUGGGACUAAACUUUGUAAUGGGACAUUUGAUGUCAUACGUAAAGUAAUGAAGGACGAAGGUGUGCGGGGAAUGUACAGAGGUUUUGGAUUAACAGCAGUGUAUCAGUCUCCUGCUUCUGCACUGUGGUGGGGUGCUUAUGCUGCAUCACAACAUCUCAUUUGGAGAUGGUCACAGUCCAAGCUACUGCUGGAAUGUUAGCUGGUGCUUGUUCUUCGGUUAUCACAACCCCUGUAGACACCGUCAAAACUCGCCUUCAGGUUAUGGAUGAUGGUGAGGGUGGGGGCUUUGGAAGACAUCGGCGGCCUUCUGUAAUGAGGACAGCAAAGAUACUCCUCAGAGAAGAGGGAUGGAGAGGAUUCUACAGAGGCUUUGGACCAAGAUUCCUCAAUAUGUCUUUCUAUGGAGUCACAAUGAUUGUAACUUACGAGCUCAUUAAGAGAUUAUCUGUGAAGCAGAUGUGAUGAAAGGAUAGGGACAGAGCAUGAAAUCCAGCAAGCACGCAAAAUCAGAUUGAUUAAUGUUACUAAUGAAUGAUAUAUGGAUGGGAGUAGGCUACCGGCUGAUGGAUAUCUUCACUUUGGCUAUAAUGAGCCCCUCCCUCAUCCGAUCUCGUUUCGGAGAAUGAUUGAUCUCCUUGGCUUAUGAUACAAAUAUUACGUACUUGGUUAGCAUUAGCCCCAUACGUUCUAGUGAAUUGUAAGGUAGUUCUAACAUUAACAUCAUUUAUAUUUACCAGUCUUAGGGGCUGUUUGGUAACUUCUGAAUGGGUAAGUGCUGAACCAGUAAGAGGUCUGAACCAUUAAGUGCUGAACCAGUAAGAGGUCUGAACCAUUAAGAGCUAGUAUAUUGUUUAACUAUUCAGAGGCAAAUGUCUAAUCAAUUCAGAUAAGAGCU